AUGGAGGAUAGGAUCGUUCAAAGGAUAUGCCAUAUGUUGGCUAAUACUGAGGAAAACACAAGAAACAAAGCUUUGAGGGAUCUUAAGAAUUUUUUAUCCAAAAAAGAGGAUGAUAUUGAUCCGAUUACAAUGAAUAAAAUCGCAAAGGCACUGUACUAUGCGAUAUGGAUGUCUGACAAACCCCUCAAACUCCGCGUAGUAUGUGUUCGUAUAGUUCAACUUCACGAUGUUAUGAAAAAUACAAAUAAUAUCUACUCCUACUUUCAUUGUUUAUUCGAAUCGCUCUCCCGUGAAUGGCAUCUACUAGAUAAACAUCGCAUGGACAAGAUUCUGCUGUUUGUUAGAAUUUUAACCGCAGAAAUAUUGUUUUUUUUGAAUAAAAACAAGUGGGAUAUCACUUCUAUAGAUCGUAUAUCUGAUAUUAUCACAGAUGAAGAUACCAUAUAUUCUAAACGUUCUACUGGAUUAGGAUUCCAGUUUUCACAAAUUUUUGUAGAAGAAUUCAAUAAUAAUGUAGAGGACCUUAAAGGAAAAAAUGAGUUUAAUAAAUUAUCGCAGUUGGAAGGAUUGCAUCUUCUAUAUCCGUUUCUGUUCAUCGCUUCAACUUUAGAUCACAAGCACAUGCUCGAUGUUCUACAUUCGUAUGUAUUUCAUAAAUUAGACACUAUAGAAUCAUUUGAUUUAUCUCCUAUAAUAAGCACUAUGAGAUAUCUUUCUGAGGAUCAAUUGAUACCUUUUUAUAAUCGUAAAUUAAUGCUAUCAACAUUAGAAUUGUAUGAUAACUCUGACAUAAAAGUUAAAAAGCUUGAUAAAAAAACUGAAAAUACAUCCAAAAGAUUUUUAGAAAAUAUAAAAUCUGCAUUUGAUAUACCGGACUCUGAUCUAUCGGAUCAUAAUUUCCUUGGUGAAUGUGGAGAUACAGAUUGUCUAGGUUGUGAUUCUAACAACCACUUUGUUUCUUUAUCACAAAGGUUCGGGGGUACCUUAAAGAGAAGGUUGUAUGAUUUAGCUUUACUUAAUAAGACAAAAAAUUAUUUAAUAAAGACAAAGGCAUCUGAUGAAAAAAGUAAAUCUCUUCUAGCUAAACUAAGGGAUCCGAGGGUCCAGGAUCAGUUAUCAUUUUAUAGUUUGUAUUCCAUUAAAAGGCUAAAAUUGAUGGAUCGUUUCAAAUUUAGUGAUGAACUUUAUAAGAUUGUUGAUUUGGUUCGGAAAAAUGAAUCGAUUUCUAAACACGAAGUUGUGAUCGAUGUAAAGAAGGCAAUAGAGAACAUUCGUAAUGGUGUUCCACAACCAUCAGCAUUAUCUACACCAAACUCUCAGAAAAAGGACAAAAGGAAAGUGGUGUUCAAUUUGAAAAAAAAUCAAGUUACUGCCAUACCAAAACGUAAGAAGAGUAAUCUUAGACCAUUUAGUGUGCCCAUAUUGGUGUAG
Molecule: messenger RNA, 1431 nt
Organism: Theileria equi strain WA
Lineage: Eukaryota; Apicomplexa; Aconoidasida; Piroplasmida; Theileriidae
Product: nucleolar protein,Nop52 domain-containing protein
Exons: 2
Coding region: 1-1431 (476 amino acids)
Biological process (GO): rRNA processing
Cellular component (GO): preribosome, small subunit precursor
Source: RefSeq, a predicted model, not a curated record